Molecule: messenger RNA, 474 nt
Organism: Puccinia triticina
Lineage: Eukaryota; Fungi; Basidiomycota; Pucciniomycetes; Pucciniales; Pucciniaceae
Exons: 2
Coding region: 1-474 (157 amino acids)
Source: RefSeq, a predicted model, not a curated record
AUGCCUUUGUUCAAGGGGAAGAUGCGCGAGGAGGAGGACUCAGACUCAGACGAAUCCUUCCAUUGUUGCGGAAGGCCAGAGGACCUCCUUGAAGAAUUCCGCUCCUUGGUGGAAGCUCCCAAGCCAGAUGGGAAUGAGGUACGCGUCCCCGACGACCAGGACUACUACCUCUAUUCCGCCGGCCUUGAACGACUGAACUCGCCCAGCAAUGAGCCAACCCACGGCUCACUUUCUUCCACUCGCAACUUCCAACGGGCUCCAACCGUCUACUCCUCUGAUUCCGGCCACACUCGGUUCGGAAGUACUCUCCUCAUCAUCAAAACUGACGAGGUAGUCUCGCCAUCCUCUUCGCCCCAGAUGACUCCAACUGGUCAAACCGAGCCAGCCUUCCAGGCCAAGGAAGACGUCAAAAUGGAAGAUUCAACUUCAUCGGCCCAGCAAUUCUCUUCGCAUGGCCAUCAGCCCAGCCGAUGA